Messenger RNA from Oncorhynchus masou masou (cherry salmon), 6354 nucleotides. Its product is annotated as rab GTPase-activating protein 1-like. The transcript is spliced from 25 exons. The record is from RefSeq and is a predicted model, not a curated record. The coding region runs from base 191 to 3301 and encodes 1036 amino acids. NCBI's taxonomy places the organism in Eukaryota, Metazoa, Chordata, Actinopteri, Salmoniformes, Salmonidae.
GUGAACGCGCACGGAGCAGUGGGGCUCGCGGAGGAGCCGUGAGUGUGCGCGGCUGCUGCAACUUGACAGUUAACGUUUGCUAUUUAUCCGGAGGUGUUUACUCUAAACAACAGGGGGUUGAGCAGAAGGCUGUGCUGUGUGGCGGAGGACGGGGGCAGAGAGCGCUGGCCCCUGGGGUUCCUGGCUAACGAUGGACAACACCUCUCUUGGCAAAGUGAGCGGCUCCACCGAAUCAGUGGCCACUGUCACCAGCGAGGAGUUUGUGCUGGUGCAGCCGUCUACCGGAGGAUCCCCCUCGGGCUCAGAGGGCAAGCCCAGACUCAAGAUGUCCUGCAAUGGGAAGGAGCAGUUGGAGAGGGCCAUGGAGGACCUGUUGGAUGACCAUGUAGUGAUGGAGGACCGGAGUGGAGGAGCAGGAGAGGAGGGAACCGAGACGUUUUGCGACACAUUGAACUCCACAGCCCCCGUCCCACAGACACAACCCCAAGGCCUGGCGCUGUACUCCACACCUGCCGAGGUGUCAGUGUGUCCUGCAGCAGGUAGCCCACCAGUCCAGGAGGAGGACAGUGUUCAGUUCAGUAAGCUGUCCUACCUGGGCUGUACGUGGGUGAAGGCCCCACGCAGUGAGCCCGAGGCCCAGAGAGCCAUGACCACACUGCGGGCAGAGAGUGCCAUCCCCAUCCCCGUCACGCUCCAUGUGCCCAAUGUACCCGGGGGCUGCGUCAGGAUUGUGGACCAGGCAUCAGGCACGGAGAUCGCCUCCUUCCCCAUUUACAAGGUGCUGUUCUGCGCCCGGGGUCGGGAGGGCUCCAUCGAGAGUGACUGCUUCUCCUUCACUGAGAGCUACCGCAGCUCAGAGGACUUCCAGGUCCACGUCUUCUCUUGCCAUAUCAAGGAAGCUGUGAGUCGGAUCCUGUACAGUUUUUCCACAGCGUUCCGGCGCUCAUCCAAGCCAAACCCUGACGAGAGGGACUCGGCCCUGCCCCUCUCCCCUGACAGUGACCUCUUCACUUUCACCGUCUCACUGGAGGUCAAAGAGGAUGACAGCAAGGGCAAUUACAGCCCGGUUCCCAAGGACCGAGAGAAGUUCUUCUUCAAGCUGCGGCAGGGCUUUCAGAAGAAGGUGGUGGUUAUGGUUCAGCAGAUGAGCAACAAAGAGCUGGGCAUUGAGAGGUGUUUUGGGAUGUUGCUGAGCCCAGGCCAGAAGGUUCGGAACAGUGACAUGCACCUUCUAGACAUGGAGUCCAUGGGGAAGAGCUCGGAUGGAAAGUCCUAUGUGAUCACGGGAACCUGGAACCCCAACAUGGCUGCCUUCCAGGUGCUGAAUGAAGACACACCUAAAGACAAGCAGGUGUAUAUGACUGUAGCCGUGGACCUGGUGGUGACUGAGGUGUUGGAGCCAGUGCGCUUCCUGCUGGAGACACUGGUGCGCGUCUACCCGGCCAACGAGCGCUUCUGGUACUUCAGCCGCAAGGCCUUCAGCGAGACCUUCUACCUCAAACUCAAACAGGGUGGUGAGAAGGAUGGCCAGGCUGAUUCCAUGUUGGAGGUAGUGAGCCUGCAGAGGGAGACUGAGAGGAACAACUGGGGCCAUGUUGAGGAAGAGGAGCCUGAGGAAGAUAGCGACAGUGAGAUCUCCAGUGGGACCGGUGAUGUGUCCAAGGAUUGCCCUGAGAAGAUCUUAGAGUCCUGGGGUGCAAUCCUCAACAGAUGGCAUGGGAACUUGUCUGUGCGGCCUAAGGGCCUGACUGCGCUGGUGAAGCCUGGGGUCCCCGAGGCCCUCAGAGCUGAGGUCUGGCAGCUCCUCUCAGGCUGCCAGAGUGACCAGGCCCUGCUGGAGAAAUAUCGCAUCCUUAUCACCAAGGACUCUGCUCAGGACGGAGUGAUCACCAGAGACAUCCACCGCACCUUCCCCGCUCACGACUACUUCAAAGACACGGACGGAGACGGACAGGACUCCCUCUACAAGAUCUGUAAGGCCUAUUCAGUCUAUGACAAGGAGAUUGGUUACUGUCAGGGACAGUCCUUCCUGGCUGCAGUGCUGCUACUGCACAUGCCUGAGGAACAGGCCUUCUGUGUGCUGGGGAGGAUAAUGUAUGAGUACGGCCUGAGGGAACUCUACAAGAACAACUUUGAGGAUCUGCACUGCAAGUUCUACCAGCUGGAACGCCUGCUCCAGGAACAACUCCCAGAACUCUGGUCCCACUUCCAGGACCUCAAUCUGGAAGCUCACAUGUACGCCUCUCAGUGGUUCCUCACACUCUUCACAGCCAAGUUUCCCCUCUGCAUGGUCUUCCACAUCACUGACCUGCUGUUGUGUGAGGGUCUGAACGUCAUCUUCAACGUGGCUCUGGCCCUCCUCAAGACGUCCAAGGAGGACCUACUUCAGACUGACUUUGAGGGGGCUCUGAAGUUCUUCCGGGUCCAGCUGCCCAAACGCUACAGGGCUGCUGAGAACGCCCGCAGGCUCAUGGAACAGGCCUGUAACAUCAAGGUUCCCACCAAAAAGCUAAAGAAGUUUGAGAAGGAGUACCAGACCCUGAGAGAGAGCCAGCUGCAGCAGGAGGACCCCAUCGACCGCUACCAGAGAGAGAACCGUCGGCUGCAGGAGGCCAGCAUGCGUCUGGAGCAGGAAAACGAUGACCUGGCCCAUGAGCUGGUGACCAGUAAGAUUGCCCUGCGGACCGACCUAGACCAGGCGGAAGACAAGGCAGACGUGCUGAACAAGGAGCUGCUCUGCACCAAACAGCGCCUGGUGGAGACGGAGGAGGAGAAGAGGAGGCAGGCGGAGGAGACGGCACAGAUUAAAGAGGUGUUCAGGAGAGAGCUGGAGAAAGCAGAGUCAGAGAUCAAGAAAACUACAGCUAUCAUCACCGAAUACAAACAGAUCUGUUCUCAUCUCAGCACCAGGCUAGAGAAGCAGCAGGCUGCCACCAAGGAGGAGCUGGACAUCAUCAAGAGUAAGGUGAUGGCGUGUGAACGCUGCAGGGAGGUGUUCAGUAAAGAAGGGCCUCUCCAGAUGCCCGCUCCCAGCAGAGACAACAGGAACAGUGAGCUGGACGAGGAGAAGGACUCCCUGAAGUCCCAGCUCAGAGAACUGGAGCUAGAGUUGGCCCAGACCAAACUACAGCUGGUAGAGGCCAAGUGUAAGAUCCAGGAGUUGGAGCACCAGAGGGGAGUCCUGAUGAACGAGAUCCAAGCGGCCAAAAAUUCCUGGUUCAGCAAGACCCUGGGCUCCCUGAAGAGCUCUACGGGCAGCACCUCCCAGCCCCCCUCCUCCCCCAAAGAUGGGCCCCUGUAGGCCUCUACACAGACCACCCUGGCUGGGUGGGGGGGUCUGGAGGUCCGGAGAAGAGUCUACAGUAUGCACAGGAGAGCUUAUGAACACUACCUGAAUAACACCUGAGACGAUGCACUAUUCCCUUUCCAGGGGUGGAAGAUAGCCACAGGACAAAGUCAUCCCUCUACACAUCUUCCUCUCUCUAACUCACCCACUUUUCCACUGGACCAGCCAACCACCCUUCUUCACUAGAGCUUUCAUGGAAAAAUGACAUGUCGUCAUUCGUGUUGUGUGGAACCAAGAUGGAGAAUGACUGGUAAAUCUAGUGUGGGUUGUCAUUUACACUGUUGGCCAGGCUCCUAGCUGUCUUCAAAAAGCCAAUCAUUUUGUCUUUGAAGUGAGAGAUUAGCGGAGUACUAUAGGAAGUCUGGUUCUUAUAACGCCACGGUGGACAUUCAAUAAAACCGCUCUGCCCACUGGUGAUAUAUUGCUACUGCUGAGUGACAAAAAUAUAUAUAGCCUAUCAGCAGGUUAUGUGGCUAACUGAUAUUAUGAGAAAUCUUAAGUGCUCUAGCAGUCUUGACCCUGACCUGUAAGGAUCACACGACAGCUUCAAGCAGUAGGUGACAGGCUAGGAAUACGUAUUUGCUGCUUAAAAAAGGCAACUACUACAGGACACAUCUUCCGCAUAACACAUCUUUACGGCUCAAUGAAAGGGGCGUACUGCAUUCAGAAUCUAAAAACUACAUCUUGUUUGUCCUUUUUAGUAAUAUUACGUAAACUAUGUUGUCCUAUAAAUGUGUAUAACUCAUUAUUGAUCUUUUUUUAAAAUCUUGUACAGUUUUAAAACAAAUAAGAAACGAUAAGAAAAAAAUAUAAUUUGGAAUUUGAAUGUCGAGGUAAUUUAGCACAGUGUGAAAGAUCUGGGUCAAGUUCAAAUGUCGGGACAACCAAAGUGACAUUCCUACUGGACUGUUUCAUUCCUGCUUCUAUAACACCAUAGCCUGGUUCAAUCAGACUGAACACGGGGCUCACUAUUGUUUUUAAAGGUGCAGCGUAAUCUUCAAUAUGGUUUAACUGGGCUAAAAACUCAAAAGUAUACAUAAAGCCCAUCCACCACGUUAGGACCUACUGAGCUACUUAUUCCACUGGACUGAGCUCAAAUUUCAACUUCAAGUCAUCGUGUGUCACUCAAGUCUUUGCACAGAUCGUUCCAUUGAUCAGAGUGAAGCAUGAACCAAUCCUGAAGACAGGAGGUAACCUCAUUCUAACGUAAUGUUUAUGAAGGGCUCCCCCAUCUCUCUUCUAUUGUUAGCAAUCAUUGGAGUACUCCAUCUAUGCUACUUGGCUGAUUUAACUGUCUCCAUUUAACUCAGCCCAACUGCGCCUUUACAAACCCUGACACUCACCUAACCAUAACUUGUAAAGCGCGGUAGUUGAAUAUAGAACAGGCAUGGCUCCCAAUAACAUAUGAAAUGUCAUGAUGAACCAAUGAAAUGGCAGAAUAGAAGGGCAUUCUUAUAAAAAAAAGGCUGAGAUCGUGAGGUGUGUAACAAGUAAUUGAACAUUCCGAAACAUUCCGAAAUGUCUAUCCAAGCCAAGGUGCCCAUGAGGGUUAACAUGAUGGAAAGACUCAAUGGCCAUGCAGUAUAACAUAUGAUGGAAAGACUCAAUGGCCAUGCAGUAUAACAUAUGAUGGAAAUACUCAAUGGCCAUGCAGUAUAACAUAUGAUGGAAAGACUCAAUGGCCAUGCAGUAUAACAUAUGAUGGAAAGACUCAAUGGCCAUGCAGUAUAACAUAUGAUGGAUAGACUCAAUGGCCAUGCAGUAUAACAUAUGAUGGAAAGACUCAAUGGCCAUGCAGUAUAACAUAUGAUGGAAAGACUCAAUGGCCAUGCAGUAUAACAUAUGAUGGAAAGACUCAAUGGCCAUGCAGUAUAACAUAUGAUGGAAAGACUCAAUGGCCAUGCAGUAUAAUAUAUGAUGGAAAGACUCUCUCAAUAGCAAUGGGGAUUAACAUACAAUGGAAAGACAUUCAAUAGCAGCCCACUCAUUACACUGUUUUCUAGAGCCAUAUUAAUGCAUGUUUGUGCUGUGGACAGCUUCCAACAGACCUGCCAUGAACCACCGCUUUGGCCUCUAUUAGAAGCACUGUAGCGUUGGAUUCACCCUUUGGACAAAGACAGAGAGCGCUUGUAUACCUAUACGUGUGUGUCCUGCACUGACUGGUCCCAGGUGAAAUGGUUUCUUCACAACUCAGUGACUGUUGUUGUCUAAGGCCCAGAACUAUGUCCAUGAAAUAAUUAGAAUUAAGCCAUCUCAAUAUAUUAUACUCUCAAAAGAUUGUCACCUGUGCUAUGGCAUUCCUGCCUGCCAUUUUAAGACCAGGAUGCGAGUAGGCAGGGACGCUACAGAUGGAUCCGGGGGUUACGUCACAUUUCUGAACCUGCUUCCUUUCCUUGUCUCCUUUCCUUUGUGACCACUGAUCUGAAAAAACGCAACAGUUGAAAGUGAUAUGAUGGAUGCCUGUCCAGGUGUUUCACAAUGGAAAGGCAGAGAAAUAAGGUAGUCAGUUAAGAAUAUUAGGACACAGCCAUGUUUUUAGGUGUGUUAAAUGGACAGCAUGUCUUUCAUAUGUGUCACAUGCUGUGUACUGGUUUCAAAGUGCUUCAGCCAGAGUCCUAUCAAGUUUUACAAGGCUCAAGGCCUCUGUAUGUUUGCUAUGUGCACUAACUUUGCGUCAAUAUUUUAAACACUAUUUUAAGUUAAUUUGUACUCAUAAGUUAUUCAGAGAGCAAACCUACUUUCUUUUCUUCCUAAUUUUCUGUUGCUGAGAAGACAGUUGCCAAAUUAUAAUCCAACUACAACGAUGCAAAACAAAUAACUUCAGAUUCACAAUAUUGUACAGUUAUGCUAUACUUCAGUUGUUCUGCUUUAGUUUCCAACAUGGGGGAGUUGUCCUUCCCUGUUCCUCAUCAUUCCCAUGUGAAUCUGACAUGCUUUAACUCUAAUGGUAUUUUCUGCACAGUAAUCGUCUGAUGUACAUCAAUAAAAUUCCGUUCUCUGUCCACUGA